Molecule: messenger RNA, 3111 nt
Organism: Siniperca chuatsi (mandarin fish)
Lineage: Eukaryota; Metazoa; Chordata; Actinopteri; Centrarchiformes; Sinipercidae
Product: cationic amino acid transporter 2 family protein
Exons: 11
Coding region: 168-2000 (610 amino acids)
Biological process (GO): transmembrane transport; amino acid transport
Cellular component (GO): plasma membrane
Molecular function (GO): amino acid transmembrane transporter activity
Source: RefSeq, a predicted model, not a curated record
UGUUCACUGAGACAUGUUCUGGUUUGUCUAUCAGCUGUCUUAAAUGCAUGCUUUAGACGUAGCAUGUGUAUGCAUAUAGCAAAUGUAUGUGUCAGUCCUCAGCUGUGCCAUUUUUGUGUUGCUUUGUCUUGAGCAAUCAAUGAACACAGCAUGUCUUGAUUGAUAGGAUGUCUGGUGCAAAGAUACUGCUAUUCCUGCAGAGCCUGUCACGCAGGAAACCUCUGGCGCCUGAAGGAGAGGAGUCCAACUUUCGCCGAUGCCUGACCACCCUCGACCUGGUGGCUCUGGGGGUCGGCAGCACACUAGGGGCAGGUGUGUAUGUGCUGUCGGGAGAAGUGGCCAGAGCCGUGGCCGGGCCCAGUAUCAUAAUCGCCUUCCUGAUAGCAGCAGUGGCCUCCAUCUUUGCAGGACUUUGCUAUGCUGAAUUUGGAGCUCGUGUUCCCAAGACUGGAUCUGCCUAUCUCUACAGCUAUGUGACUGUGGGAGAGAUAUGGGCUUUUAUCACUGGCUGGAACUUGUUGCUGUCUUAUGUCAUAGGGACGUCAAGUGUUGCCAGAGCAUGGAGUGGCACCUUCGAUGAUCUCAUUGGAAACGUCAUUGCCAACUCCCUGGGCAAACAGGCUGCGAUGAAUUUACCUGGAUUAGCUCCCUACCCAGACUUCUUUGCAGCCAGCCUCAUAAUGCUCUUGGCAGGGAUUCUUGCAUUUGGUGUUAAGGAGUCUGCUAUUGUAAAUAAGGUUUUUACAGCAGUUAACAUCCUGGUGUUGCUGUUUGUUAUCCUCUCUGGAGUCAUUAAGGGGGACAUCAACAACUGGUACAUUGGUGAAGAGUCUCUCAUAGAUGGAUAUGAAAACCACACAUCACUGAAUGAAACCACCAGAUAUGGCAGCGGAGGAUUUUUCCCUUUUGGCUUUGAGGGAACAUUAGCAGGAGCGGCCACUUGCUUUUAUGCAUUUGUUGGAUUUGACUGCAUUGCCACAACAGGAGAGGAGGUUCAAAACCCUCAGAAGUCGAUCCCACUCGGCAUUGUGGCAUCCCUCCUCAUCUGCUUCCUGGCUUAUUUUGGUGUGUCUGCUGCCCUGACUCUUAUGAUGCCAUACUAUUUGCUCAGUGUUCACAGCCCGUUGCCUGUGGCCUUUACAUACAUCGGUUGGGGCUCUGCAAAGUAUGUGGUGGCUGUGGGAUCCCUCUGUGCACUGUCAACGAGCCUGCUGGGUUCAAUGUUCCCGAUGCCCCGCGUUCUCUUUGCCAUGGCCAGGGACGGACUUCUCUUCAGACCUCUCAGUAAAAUGAGUGACAGACAAAGUCCAGUCAUAGCCACAUUGGCUUCAGGGGUUGUAGCAGCUAUCAUGGCGUUAUUGUUUGACCUGAAGGCGCUGGUUGACAUGAUGUCAAUUGGAACCCUCUUUGCCUACACACUUGUUGCCAUAUGUAUCCUCAUAUUACGGUACCAAGCAGACCUCAGAGAGGAUUCAAGUUUCAGCAAACCAGAGCCCUUCACAGUUACUGGAGGAUUAUGUCCUCCUUCACAAGCCACCACACGGACAUCAAAAAAUGUGUCUGUUUUAACAGUUUUUAUUAUCUUUUUAGCUAUCAUCCUCAGCCUCGUCAUAUCUGGGGCUGUAGACUCUCUUCAGGCCCUUGAUUGGUGGAGUUUACUUUGUGUCUCUGUGAUCGCACUGAUGCUGGUCCUCAUUACCGCGAUCAUCUGGAGACAACCGCAGAGUACAACCAAAGCUGCUUUCAUGGUUCUUUUUGUGCCGUUUCUUCCUAUUUUCAGCACCUUUGUCAAUGUCUAUCUCAUGGUUCAGCUUGGAUCAGACACAUGGAUCCGCUAUGCAGUGUGGAUGGCAGUAGGUUUAAUCAUCUACUUCUGUUAUGGUGUUCAGCACAGUGUGCAGAAACAAAGGCUUCAAAAUUCACAUAACCAAGUCAGUAUUCACAGCAUCACCACCGCUAUGGAGCAAAACCUUGAACCUGGACAAGAUUUUAAUGGUUAAACGAUGUGACAUGAUUGAUUUACUGAUAUAAACAUUCAGUGGGCAAAUCAUCAAGUAAAGCAAAGCAAAUUUGGCCAGUCUGUAUACAUCUCCUAUAAUUUGUCAUGUGUUUGUUUCAUGAAUUCAGAUUCAGUCACAACCUCUGACCUCUGUUUUGUUCUUGUUUUCUGUGAAAUUGAAUGUCUGGGAAUGUUUUUUUUGUGCAUAAUUUUAAUAAAUAAAAAAUAUUAGUGUACCGCACUUAUAUACAUAAAUCACACUGACAUUAUCCUCACAUGAGGCUUCAUACAACAUUGUGUUAUCAUUUAACUGUUUCUGUUAUUGAUAUUGAUACAUCACAGGCUGGGGUGUGUAAGAUUUUACAAAGAAUAGAGCGAUGUUCAAUAGUAAAAUGCCACUGUUCAAGUACCUCUUUUAUAGUCAGGACUGUGGUAAAUGCUGUAAAUAAAUAACUUGCAAUGUGUAAAUAAUUAUUUUGUUAUCAAUAGUCCACAUUCGGCCAGAGAAAUUAUAGUGUUUAAGUUCCCUGCAUAUUACUCACAAUUAAUUCACAUUUAUGCAGUUUUGCUGUGUCAUAUUUUCAUAUAUAAUGUAUUACAUUGCUAGUGGCAGGAAUUUCUUUUGUUGAGCUCCUCAACAGUUUGCCCACUGCACUCAACUCCCAAUGUAGCUUAAUCCUCUGUUAUUUAAGUGUUUCUAUUAUUAUGUAAAAUGUAACAAUUUUUCACGUGAAAUAAACAUUGACACGACAUUUUAAGUUUUGGAUAAGCAACUUUCCACUUUCUGCCUCCUGUCUCCCUUUCUACUUUACAUACAAUAUAAUAACUGUCUGCUCCCUCUUACAUUGACCAAAUAAUGCACCCUUUCUUUAUUUUUCUUUCUUUUCUUUCUUUAAGUUUUAGGCAACCUAUGUAGCCUAUUUAAAUCCCUUGUGAGAACCUUGUUAACCCACGCCCACAUGUUUUGAUAAAAUGCCACAUUUAUUUACAACACGUGAAAGGUACUCAUGAAAGUUGUGUUUGUUUAAGGAGGCACAGUUUACCUAGCGCACCAUAGGAGCUUUAGCUUGUUAUGAAGGAAAAUAAGCGUUCUGAGGCAUUGACUCACUAUG